Cooperia oncophora is the source of this 444-nucleotide messenger RNA. The record is from the annotation of a GenBank genome assembly. NCBI's taxonomy places the organism in Eukaryota, Metazoa, Nematoda, Chromadorea, Rhabditida, Trichostrongylidae.
AUGCGCUCGUGGUUGGCUGUGGUGAGUAUUCUAUGUUUCGACUCUCCUGGAAUAACCGAAAAAUGCGACAAGCAUGACUCAUCAGAAAGUCCGGGAUACAAACUCGCAUCAGAAAUGCUCACGAAGUCCAUCAACUUCUCGGUUGAUCCAUGCGUGGAUUUUUUCGAGUUCACUUGUGGCAACUGGAUCGCCGCUCAUCCGAUUCCUGACGACGAAACCUUCCGCACACAAGCACACGUAGUCUCAGAUAAAGUCCUAGAACAAAUGAGAGAUGCAUUUGAGUCGCCAGAGAUCUUCGCUUCGAAAUCCAUGAAUGCCCUGAAGUCUAUAUACCACAAAUGUAUGGACGAAAAGGAACUUAACAGGAUCGGGCCCAAACAGCUUCUGCAGACCAUUAAGGCAUGUUUUCUGCAAGCCUUUCCGAACAGUUCUUGGGCUCAGUGA